GCUUCUUAUCUUCUGCGCAUGCGCAGUGGCACACGUCUUUGUUAUUUCCCUUCAGAAUGGCGCUUAGCAAAACGUUUGGACAAAAACCGGUUAAAUUUCAGCUCGAGGAAGAUGGAGACUUUCACAUGAUCGGAUCGGAGGUUGGAAACUACCUGCGCAUGUUCAGAGGCUCCCUGUACAAGAGAUACCCGUCGCUAUGGAGGAAACUGGCUUCAGUGGAAGAGCGGAAGAAGAUCGUGGAGUCGUCUCACGAUCACGGCUACACUCAGCUGGCCACCAGCGUGACUCUGCUGAAGGCCUCUGAGGUGGAGGAGAUCCUGGAGGGAAACGACGAGAAGUACAAAGCCAUCUCCAUCAGCACGGAGCCGCCCGCCUACCUCAGCAGGGAGCAGAAGGCCAAGAGGAGCAGCCAGUGGGUUCCCACGCUGCCCAACAGUUCCCACCACCUGGACGCCGUUCCCUGCUCCACCACCAUCAACCGCAGCCGGCUGGGACGCGACAAGAAGAGGACGUUCCCGCUGUGCUUUGAUGACCACGACCCGGCGGUGAUCCACGAGAACGCCACUCAGUCGGAGGUCCUGGUCCCCAUCCGUCUGGACAUGGAGAUCGAGGGGCAGAAGCUCCGAGACGCUUUCACCUGGAACAUGAACGAGAAGCUGAUGACGCCCGAGAUGUUCGCGGAGAUCCUCUGUGACGACCUGGACCUCAACCCGCUGGCCUUCGUCCCCGCCAUCGCCUCCGCCAUCCGGCAGCAGAUUGAGUCGUACCCCACGGACAGCCUCCUGGAGGAGCAGACGGACCAGAGGGUCAUCAUCAAGCUCAACAUCCACGUGGGGAACAUCUCGCUGGUGGACCAGUUCGAGUGGGACAUGUCGGAGAAGGAGAACUCCCCGGAGAAGUUCGCCCUGAAGCUCUGCUGCGAGCUGGGCCUCGGCGGCGAGUUCGUCACCACCAUCGCGUACAGCAUCCGGGGGCAGCUGAGCUGGCACCAGAGGACCUACGCCUUCAGUGAAAACCCGCUGCCCACAGUGGAGAUCGCCAUCAGGAACACGGGCGAUGCCGACCAGUGGUGCCCCCUGCUGGAGACGCUGACCGACGCCGAGAUGGAGAAGAAGAUCAGGGACCAGGACAGAAACACCAGGCGGAUGAGGCGACUGGCCAACACGGCCCCCGCAUGGUAGAA
Messenger RNA from Pungitius pungitius (ninespine stickleback), 1183 nucleotides. Its product is annotated as SWI/SNF-related matrix-associated actin-dependent regulator of chromatin subfamily B member 1. NCBI's taxonomy places the organism in Eukaryota, Metazoa, Chordata, Actinopteri, Perciformes, Gasterosteidae. The transcript has 9 exons. Bases 57 to 1181 code for a protein of 374 amino acids. The record is from RefSeq and is a predicted model, not a curated record. Gene Ontology annotation, molecular function: transcription coactivator activity. Gene Ontology annotation, biological process: chromatin remodeling; positive regulation of pseudohyphal growth by positive regulation of transcription from RNA polymerase II promoter. Gene Ontology annotation, cellular component: nBAF complex; nucleus; nuclear chromosome.